This is a messenger RNA of Diaporthe citri, 2844 nucleotides long. RefSeq lists its product as uncharacterized. Gene Ontology annotation, biological process: DNA-templated transcription; positive regulation of transcription from RNA polymerase II promoter by galactose. Bases 1 to 2844 code for a protein of 947 amino acids. NCBI's taxonomy places the organism in Eukaryota, Fungi, Ascomycota, Sordariomycetes, Diaporthales, Diaporthaceae. Gene Ontology annotation, molecular function: zinc ion binding; RNA polymerase II cis-regulatory region sequence-specific DNA binding; DNA-binding transcription factor activity, RNA polymerase II-specific. The record is from RefSeq and is a predicted model, not a curated record. Gene Ontology annotation, cellular component: nucleus. The transcript has 5 exons.
AUGGAGCAUCUGGAAACUCAGGUCAGCGACCUUCGAUCCUUCCUUCCAGGAGCUCUUCCCUCAGCCGCAUCGACACCCACCUCCAAUGCAGCACACAUGGCUGGAGUCGGAGUCGUAGCAGGCGUAGGCCCAGGCGCUGCGACCGCCGCCACCGCUCCACGUCAUCCCAGCCAGAGCGCUGGGUCGUCUGUUUCCGCCGUCGGAAGCAAUUCCGCACACCCUUCACCUCUCGCCUUUGGACCAAACCACAACGCCCAGCCUGCAAGAAACCACGGUUCUGCUGUCUCGACCCCUGGCCCAGUGUCAGCGCAUCGUGCUGCUACCAAUGGUGGUGGAGGAGCUGCUGCUGGUGGCGCCGCCGCCGCUGCCGGGGCCAAGCGGAAGCUCAACGACACGGCCAGCGGCGACGACUCUUCGCAGAGACAGCAGAGGAGCAAGAGGAACAGGUACAUCUCCAUUGCUUGGUAUGUCUCGACUCUGGAAGCCCGACCUCCGAAGCUCCCGUCCGUCCAGCCCCGCCCGACGAACAAGGGGACGAGCCUCAACGAGUGCAAGAGGCGCAAGAUCAAGUGCAAUGGCGAGACUCCGUGUCAACGCUGUGGCAACCUCAACCUCCCCUGCCAGUAUGCCCCAAACUGCUGCUCCAACAAUUUCAAGGACUCGGAAGAGUUCAGGGACAUGAGGGACAAUGUCGCCCGCCUCCAGGAACAGGUCGACACCCUGUUUCAGUCCUUGAACGCCCUCAAGCAGGAGACACUGCACCUCGCCCCUAUCCAAGACCGAGCCCUGCCCUUCCCGAACAGCGCCGCCGUUACUCCAUCCCCGUCCACAGCCACCAUGUCCUCUGUUCAUAGACAGGACCUGGCGCCGUCCCGGGCCCCGCCCUUUUUCCGCGGCCCAACGAGCGCCUCUUUCACCGUCGACGUUGCCAAAAACACGCUGCACGACAUGAAAGACAGGGUGCCAAUGCUGAAUUAUGCUGGUGCCGACAGGAUUGAGGACAACGGGGUCAUGAUCGAAGACUCGCCUGCCCCAUCGCCUUAUCAGCACUGGCCCGCAGCCGCUGAAAUACCCAGGGCACGCCCGCCAGACCCCCUCUGGGGCUUUGACCGGGAUGAGAUGAUACGCCUGUGCAGGCUUCACGAGGAGGAAGUCGGCAUUAUGUACCCUGUCGUCAAUAUCAACAAUGUAGUCAGCCAUGCCAACUUCCUCGCCGAUUUCAUGGAGGCCAGCAGCAAGCACGGGCUCGUUCCACAGGGCAUUGGCCAGGACGCAGGCAUCACUGACAUCAAAACGCUCGAAUUGAAAAUCAUCAUGUGCUGCGCCAUGGUCGUCGAAGGUCACGGCUAUAGCGCGAGGGGCCUUCAGCUGUGGGAAAGCAUGCAACCUACGGUGGACAGGAUGCUCAUGAGCGAUGAAAGUAAAAUAACGAACCUGCCCUUUUUGGCCCUCGUCGGUGGUUACAGAUUCUUGUCCAACGACGAGUCCUUGGCCUGGAGGGUGAUGGGUCAGGUCACUCGCUUGUGCUUUGAGCUGGGUAUUCACCGGAGGGACGUCAUCCAGGCAAUGGAACACGAACAAGACCGCAAGAACGCCAUCAACACAUUCUGGUCUGCAUACGUACUGGAUCGUCGGUGGAGUUUUGGCACAGGACUUCCCUUCGUUGUCCACGACGACAAGAUAGACCCGAAGCUUCCGUACCCUGAUGAGUUCCCGUAUCUCAGAUCCAUGAUCACCUUCUCCAGGCUGGGCGCCAAAGUUUGGAAGCUCGUUGACUGCUUCGACCCUGUCCUCAUCCGCGAGAUGCAGCGCAGUGAUUUCGAGGGGCUGGACCGGGACAUACUAGACUGGUAUGACUCGGUCCCAGACGAGAUCAAGAUUGACGGACUCGAGACUCAAAUACCCAUACCGGGGACCUCAACCUACGACAUCGACCGUCUCCAGAUUUGGACACGAUUGAGGCUGAAUCAGAUUCGCAUCUGGCUGUACACUCCUGUCCUCCACUCGCAGGAGAGCAUAGAAAAAAACGCUGAUCUUGCCCAACGCGUGGUUGAUCUUGCGAAAGAGACGAUACAAUAUCUUAGCCUUCUCAAUACGCAUACCGACGUGUACCGCCGUAUCCAGGUAUUCUACCACCACUUCCUGACUUCGGCUAUCGCCUGCCUUUUCCUUGCAUCUACCCACCGUCCCAACGACUUCAGCGCUCAAUGCCGAGAAGAGUUUAACAUGUCCAUGGUGCUCAUCGAGGAUAUGUCGGCCAAAAGCCAUGUUAGUCAGCGGUUGUGGAAGACGGUUAAGGAGCUGAAGGCGUACGCGCCUACGCUAGGCCUCGCCGACAAGAAUGACGAUCCACGACUGCGGGAGAAUGCAGCAUUGACGAUGGCCGGGAUGGCGCGAAUGUCGCGAAUGUCGCGUGGUGGCCAGCCUCCACUAGACGUGUUGUCCAUCCCUGACCGUCACGGCUCCAUUAGCAGCGCCAGUGCCGGGCACCAAGCGACACCGAGCCCCAGGAUGAUACAAGGGCUUAGCGGACUCAAUCAUCCCCCCAGCCGGAUGGACAGUCUCACGCCACAUGCCGGAAGGGUUUCACCGCAUACUGGCGGACCUGGUGGCGCGCAGGGCCACGGCCCGCCGUCCCCAAGUGGCGAGGACAUGAAGAACGGCCUGCGCUUGCGGACCGAGAUGUCGAGGAUGUACGAGGCACUAUCGAGCUUAGGACACGGUGCUCAGCUCCAUAGCGGCGACGAAUUCUUCACCGGCAGCCCCAACGAGUACUCUGCUGGGGGGCAGUUUAUGCACAAUCCUGAUGACGGGGUCUAUCCGCGCAUGAAGAAGAUGUUUUAG